CCCCCUUGAGGUCACGUGGGUGGAGGCCCGGCCUUCCCUCAGAGCGACCGGGCGCCGUCGCCAUUCACGCCGACUCCGUCACCGUCGUCGCCGCCGCCACCGCCGCUCUCCUCGUCCUCCUCGUCCUCCUCGCCCUCCUCGCCCUCCUCGCCCUCCUCGCCAUCAUGCCCCGGGGGAGCCGCAGCGCCGCCGCCCGGCAGCCCAGCCGCUCAUUCCAGUCCCCCGCCCAGCCCCCCGCCCACCCCCCGCCCACAGCCGUGGCCGCCCCCGCGGCCCCGUCGGGGCAGCCCGGGCUGAUGGCCCAGAUGGCCUCCACGGCCGCGGGGGUGGCCGUCGGGUCCGCCGUGGGCCACGUAGUGGGCAGCGCCCUGACCGGAGCCUUGGGCGGAGGGAGCAGCUCCGAGCCGGCCCAGCCGACCGGCCCCGCACAGGUGCAGCCGGCCAGGCCGCCCUCGCAGUUCGGGCCUUGCCACUACGAGAUCAAGCAAUUUCUGGACUGCUCCACCAGCCAGAGCGACCUGACCCUGUGCGAGGGCUUCAGCGAGGUGCUGAAACAGUGCAAAUACAACCACGGUCUGAACUCUCUUCUGUAAGGAAGCCGGCCCCCAGGAGCGGGGCCCGGAGCACCCUUCUGCAGCCGAGGGAAGCGCAACCAUGCAGCCAAAAACCUCGGCGUGGAAAUCGGUUGACAUUUGCCCCGAGUGAGCGCGUGGGCUGGGAGAUUUUAGAAGUCAUCCCGUGGCAGACUUGAAUGGCAGAUGUGCAAUUAAAGAAAGUUUAUUUUAGUCUA
Messenger RNA from Ornithorhynchus anatinus (platypus), 790 nucleotides. RefSeq names its product coiled-coil-helix-coiled-coil-helix domain containing 10 (gene CHCHD10). Bases 165 to 593 code for a protein of 142 amino acids. Lineage: Eukaryota; Metazoa; Chordata; Mammalia; Monotremata; Ornithorhynchidae. The record is from RefSeq and is a predicted model, not a curated record. The transcript has 4 exons. Gene Ontology annotation, cellular component: nucleus; mitochondrion. Gene Ontology annotation, biological process: mitochondrion organization.